Prorocentrum cordatum is the source of this 463-nucleotide messenger RNA. Lineage: Eukaryota; Dinophyceae; Prorocentrales; Prorocentraceae. The record is from the annotation of a GenBank genome assembly.
GGCUCCCGUGGCCAGCCCGUCGACCUUCUGCGUCGACAUGAAGCAGAGCGGCGAGGCGCCGGGGCUCAUGGACUUCAAGCACGGGACGACCACUCUCGGCUUUGUCUUCCAGGGCGGCAUCAUCAUCGCCGUGGACUCGCGCGCGUCCAUGGGCAGCUACAUCGGGUCCCAGACCGUGAAGAAGGUCAUCGAGAUAAACGACUUCCUGCUCGGCACCAUGGCGGGCGGGGCUGCGGACUGCUCGUACUGGGAGCGCCACCUCGCGCAGAUGUGCCGCAUGUACGAGCUCCGCCACAAGGAGCGCAUCUCUGUGGCGGCUGCAUCCAAGCUCCUGUGCAACAUCUUCUUCAACUACCGCGGCCGGGGCCUGUCUUGCGGCACCAUGGUGGCGGGCUGGGAUAAGGAUCGCUUCUUCAAACAAUCGGCCCGUUGUCAUUCAAGCAGCGAUAGCGUGAAUGCAUGA